AUGUCAAUUUCAUCAACGGUUGAUAGUUUAGAAGCUGUUGAUUAUAUUAAUCGUCAAUAUAUAGAUUUGGCAAUAAAAUUUGGAAAUAACUCAAAUAUUUUAGCUGAAAAAAUUCCAAAUCUACAGUUUGAUGAAAGUGAAGGAAUUCACGUCGGAAAUGUGAUUUAUAAUAUUCAUCAUCAUUCAAAGAAAACUGAUUUAACUGAUAGUACAACAGCUUCAAUAAAUUCGUUUAAUUUCAAGGUGAAGAGUACAUUUGGGCGGUUUGAAAAAUAUGGAAGAUGUAAAAUUUACUGGAGUUUGGUACUUAUUAUUGCAAUAAUCUGUACUACUGCCUCAGUUUCUGUCAGUGUCUAUUUUGCACUAAGAGAUAAAUUGGACACAACAACAGUACGUUCAAAUGAAACAACCGUAACAGAAUUCACAACUUUAAAGACUACAACUGAGCCAUAUGAUUUUGAUGCGUUAAUAACUCGAGAAGAAUGGGGAGCAAUUAAUAUAAAUUUAUCAAUAAUUCCUAAGUUAGGCAUGCCUAUCAAAAGAAUUAUCAUUGCUCAGACUCUUGGACAGUUCUGUACUAAUAAAACUAACUGCAUCUCAACUGUUAAGUCAAUGCAAACUCAAAAUUCUAAUCUUGAUGAUAUUCCUUACAACUAUCUCAUUGGUGGUGAUGGUAGAAUUUAUGAAGGUCGUGGAAUUGAAUAUCAAGGACAACAUACAGCCAAUUUAGAUGCUACAGAAUAUAACAGCAUCGGAAUUUGUAUUGCAUUUAUUGGAAAUUAUCAAGCAAUUGCACCAGACUCAUCACAGAUUAGUUUAUUGGCAGAAUUUGUAGAUUUUUACAAGAAGAAAGGAUCAAUUGCAGAAGACUACAUAAUUGUUUUGCAAGAUGAUUUGAAGUAUAAUCCUAUAAAAGCAUAUGCAUUAAAUACAGAAAUUGAAAAGUUUGAUCAUUUUCGACCAUUGUACAAAAUAUACAGGAGAGAAGAAUGGAAUGCUCAAAGUCGCAAAGAUCCCCCAAACAUAUUUGAAACUAGACCAAUGAAUUGGGUUGUAAUAGGUCACACAGCAUCAUCUUUAUGUUCUAGUCUUGAGGUAUGUAAAACUUCUGGAAGAAACCUUCAAAAAACGAGCUUUAACAAUACUUGGUCAGAUAUUUUAUAUAAUGUGUUCUUUGGUGGAGAUGGUUAUGCAUUUGAAGGAAGAGGUUUUGACUAUUGGGGCUCACAUCACAUCGGUUUAAAUUCUUUGUCAAUCGGUGUAGGCGUAAUUGGAACUUUUGACAACGUCCCACCAAACCAAGCAAUUCUAAAUGCAAUUAUCAAAGUGUUUGAUGAUGCAAUGGCUUUGGGAAAAUUGUCACAAGAUUACAAAAUAUUUGGUCGUAGUGAUUUCAGAGGGCCUGGCCCUGGAACAGCUUUUAUGAAUGUCAUUAAAGAAUGGUGUCGUUAUGGAAAUAAAACCAACUCUUGUUGA
Molecule: messenger RNA, 1476 nt
Organism: Chironomus riparius
Lineage: Eukaryota; Metazoa; Arthropoda; Insecta; Diptera; Chironomidae
Source: the annotation of a GenBank genome assembly